AGACGGGCGGGACGAGUAACGUGCCGAGGUUUUGUCCAAAAUAAGAAGUAUGGCGAAUAACAAUAGCGAACAACAGUGAAACGGCUAAUUAUGGUUUAAAGGAAUAUAACCUGAGCAGCAGAGACUUUUAUUUUGAUAGCAAGGCAGAAUUAAAUCUAUUUUAUAGUUUACGUCACACGAAUGGAAGUGAAAUAUUUCACGGUUAUAUCACAUUUAUCAGUGGUUUCAUUCUCGGGUCGUAUUUUCGCACCAAACUCAAACGUUUUGUACGUUUACAGUACAUUAUUGUCCGUAAUAUUUAGCCGGUAAAUAACUGUUAGUUGUCUCAUCUCGACUGGUCCCUUCUACAUACAAGUCGCAUUCGUUAUUUAUGGCAGAUUUCCUCGAUGUGUGUGUAAAUUGAGGGUUUACAAAGCGAUGAUCUUUUAGUCCACUCCGCAAUGUCCCACUCUUCCAAGCCUCGAUCGAUUUGUGACAAGUCUUCUCCCCAGGAAAGGUCAGCUACGGUCAACAGGCACCAGCGAAUGCACACUGAUGCGAAGCCCUACAAAUGCCCAUACUGUGACAAAAGCUUUAGCCUGUCUUCCGGUUUGGUUUUGCACAAACGCACCCAUGCUGGGGAGAAACCUCAUACGUGCCGGAUCUGCUCCAAGACCUUCAUUUCAUCUUCCCACUUGGCACUCCAUAUGCGCUCACACAAUGGAGAAAGAAAGUACAAAUGCAGUAUAUGUUCCAAAAUGUUCAUGCAGUCGUCCCAGCUUUUGUGCCACAAGGCUACCCACUCCGGUGAGAAGCCCUUCAAAUGCCCCGACUGCAACAAGAGCUUUGGCCGAGCUUCACACUUGAAAACCCAUCGGAGGCUCCACACAGGUGAAAAGCCUUUUAAAUGUGCACAGUGUGACAAGGCUUUCACGCAGAAGGCCGGACUUGUAAUUCACAUGCGCUUGCACACAGGCGAGAGGCCUUUUAAAUGCGACAAGUGUGGGAAGGCCUUCCGCACAUCAGCCCACCUGCUUAACCAUCAAGCUCUUGAGUUGGGUGAGGGCAGGUACAUGUGUACCACAUGUCACAAGGGCUUCAGGUCAGUGUCGAUGCUGAAACAACAUGAAAGAAGCCACCAGAACAGCGGGACGCUCUGUUGUAGCGUGUGCUCGGGUGCAUUCGCACGCUCCUCUUAUCUGCAGCUGAAACUGCACAUACGCAACGGAGAGCAACUUUAUCAUUGCAAGGUGUGCAACAAGAUAUUUAUAAAGAUGUCCACCUUUGAGAAACACUGCAGAAUGCACCAGAAGCAGACGGAUGCAGGACAAUCGGAGAGCGAAAAUGAGGAAGCUGAGCAUGAUCCCCCAUUUCAGCCUUAUGUCACCGAUUCAUCAACAUGCUCGAAAUCAGAAGUCAACACACGUUCUAAAACAAGAGCCAAAAUUAGGAGUACAAUGGAAAACUAA
Messenger RNA from Triplophysa rosa, 1448 nucleotides. Its product is annotated as gastrula zinc finger protein XlCGF64.1. The coding region runs from base 441 to 1448 and encodes 335 amino acids. Lineage: Eukaryota; Metazoa; Chordata; Actinopteri; Cypriniformes; Nemacheilidae. Gene Ontology annotation, biological process: regulation of transcription by RNA polymerase II. The transcript has 2 exons. Gene Ontology annotation, molecular function: DNA-binding transcription factor activity, RNA polymerase II-specific; RNA polymerase II cis-regulatory region sequence-specific DNA binding. The record is from RefSeq and is a predicted model, not a curated record.